Odobenus rosmarus divergens (Pacific walrus) is the source of this 998-nucleotide messenger RNA. It is a transcript of the gene GTF2H3, whose product is annotated as general transcription factor IIH, polypeptide 3, 34kDa. Gene Ontology annotation, biological process: regulation of DNA-templated transcription; nucleotide-excision repair. The record is from RefSeq and is a predicted model, not a curated record. Gene Ontology annotation, cellular component: transcription factor TFIIH holo complex; transcription factor TFIIH core complex. The coding region runs from base 11 to 940 and encodes 309 amino acids. The transcript is spliced from 13 exons. Lineage: Eukaryota; Metazoa; Chordata; Mammalia; Carnivora; Odobenidae.
CCUGGCCGCCAUGGUGUCAGACGAAGAUGAAUUGAAUCUUCUAGUUAUUGUAGUUGAUACCAACCCAAUUUGGUGGGGAAAGCAAGCAUUAAAGGAAUCUCAGUUUACUUUAUCAAAAUGCAUAGAUGCUGUGAUGGUACUGGGAAAUUCUCAUUUAUUCAUGAAUCGUUCCAACAAACUUGCUGUGAUAGCAAGUCACAUUCAAGAAAGUCGAUUCUUAUAUCCUGGAAAGAAUGGCAGACUUGGAGACUUCUUUGGAGAGCCUGGCAACCCUUCUUCUGAAUUCAGCCCCUCAGGGAGCAAGGACGGGAAAUAUGAGUUGUUCACAGCAGCGAAUGAAGUUAUUGCUGAAGAGAUUAAAGAUCUCAUGACCAAGAGUGACAUAAAGGGUCAACAUACAGAAACACUGCUGGCAGGAUCCCUCGCCAAAGCUCUUUGCUACAUUCAUAGAAUGAACAAGGAUGUUAAAGAUAAUCAGGAAAUGAAAUCAAGGAUUUUGGUGAUUAAGGCUGCAGAAGACAGCGCGCUGCAGUAUAUGAACUUCAUGAAUGUCAUCUUUGCAGCACAGAAGCAGAAUAUUUUGAUCGAUGCCUGUGUUUUAGACUCGGAUUCAGGACUCCUCCAACAGGCUUGUGACAUCACGGGGGGACUGUACUUGAAGGUGCCUCAGAUGCCGUCCCUUCUGCAGUAUUUACUGUGGGUUUUUCUUCCUGAUCAAGAUCAAAGAUCUCAGUUAAUCCUCCCACCCCCCGUUCAUGUGGACUACCGGGCAGCUUGUUUCUGCCAUCGAAAUCUCAUUGAAAUUGGCUAUGUCUGUUCUGUGUGCUUGUCAAUAUUCUGCAAUUUCAGUCCUAUCUGUACGACGUGCGAGACAGCCUUUAAGAUUUCUCUGCCUCCUGUGCUGAAGGCCAAGAAAAAGAAACUGAAAGUGUCCGUGUGAUCAUACGAUCCCCCCAGUCUUUUAGAGCCUAUUAAUAGAAAUUGUAUGGUGGAAUUUU